AUGGCCACAGACUCGAGCCAAUUCUCAAAGCUGCGCAAGCCUCAACAGUGCAAUCCAUACAAUCCAAGGCAUGUGAUGGGGGGACCUGUGACGGCUAAGGCACCAAGCGCCAAAAGUGGAGAUUUGCCACAACCGUCCCUUGAAGUGGAAGAAGAUGCGGCACCAAGCUCCGAUAGAGAAGCGCCCACAGCAGAAGAAGAAGGUGUUGUGGAGUGCAAAGGGUAUCGACUGCAAUUGCACAGAGAAGAAAACAAAUUUGAAGUUUCCACCAGCACCUGCGCCCAGAGCGGUAUGCGACUUUUCAGGCGCAAGGAUCGCAAAGCACUGAAGAAAUCCCAGUGUUUCAAGAAAUUACUGGGAUCUAACCAGGGGCUUCUUGUCUGGAUGCGAGUAAAGAACUCCAAGACAGCUACAAUGGAUCUCUCAACCGGAGAGGAUGGGCCAGAGCAAUCCACGGCUGCCUCCCUAUGUGUAUCUAAAUCCCAAAGCACAAGCGCAAAGGGCCUGCCUCAUUUUAGUUCAGGUGUUGUGGAGUGCAAAGGAUAUCGACUGCAAUUGCACAGGGAAGAAAACAAAUUUGACGUUUCCGCCAGCACCUGCGCCCAGAGCGGUAUGCGACUUUUCAGGCGCAAGGAUCGCAAAGCACUGAAGAAACUCGAGUGUUUCAAGAAAUUACUGGCAUCCAACCAGGGGCUUCUUGUCUGGUUGCGAGUAAAGAACUCCAAGACAGCUACAAUGGAUCUCUCAACCGGAGAGGACGGGCCAGAGCAAUCCACGGCUGCCUCCCUAUGUGUUCUGAAGCCGACGAGGAAAGCCGGAGAGGCAAAAGACACGCACGACCAAAGGAAGGGUUUCGUCCACUCUCAAUAAUAGAAAGGACAAGCAACCUCAUUAGCUGAUAGCAGUUAUCAAACACUCUCUUCACACCAGGGGCGUGGUAUACAUCGUGUCUGCGUGUGUGUGUGUGUGUGUGUGUGUGUGUGUGUGUGUGUGUGUGUAUGUGCAACAUCGUCACUCGUCAGUCACCUAAAAUGUCCAGAGACUUGCCUACUCUUUGUCCUGCAACUGUCCAGAAGAGAGGACGGCUACUCAGGAAUUAUUGUAGUUUCUCGCUGGACAAUGGGGAUCUAGCGCGGUUUGUGCCUCCUAGAACAUUCAGGACUGGAUUUGGCGAGACAGCCAUAUCGCUAUUCAAAACACACCCAAUUGGAAAGAACGUUAACAUCGUACUUCUGUAAUCUUGUAGACGACUUUGAGAUGCUAACGCGCGUGUGCACGAGCGUGUGCAUAUGUACAUAUGUGUGUGUGUGUGUGUGUGUGUGUGUGUGUGUGUGUGUGUGUGUGUGUGUGUGUGUGUGUGUGUGUGUGUGUGUGUGUGUGUGUGUGUGUGUGUGUGUGUGUGUGUGUGUGUGUGUGUGUGUGUGUGUGUGUGUGUGUGUGUGUGUGUGUGUGUGUGUUCGCAUGCUUUAAAGUAGAUGUUUAGAUAUGUAUCAGAAUAUGUGUGCACGUGUACUAUUUUUUGCUGUUUCUUGUACAUCCCAAGAGUGUGUAAGUCCACUAUGGGUGCUACACUGACCUGAUUCAUUGCAAGUUAGCAUCACUUUGGUGUUGCAGUGUGCAUUGUCUGAAGGUAUGAUUGUAUUUUCAGACUAAAGUA
Sycon ciliatum is the source of this 1657-nucleotide messenger RNA. RefSeq lists its product as uncharacterized. The transcript is spliced from 11 exons. The record is from RefSeq and is a predicted model, not a curated record. NCBI's taxonomy places the organism in Eukaryota, Metazoa, Porifera, Calcarea, Leucosolenida, Sycettidae. Bases 1 to 870 code for a protein of 289 amino acids.